Molecule: messenger RNA, 1798 nt
Organism: Anneissia japonica
Lineage: Eukaryota; Metazoa; Echinodermata; Crinoidea; Comatulida; Comatulidae
Product: probable G-protein coupled receptor 19
Exons: 2
Coding region: 558-1640 (360 amino acids)
Biological process (GO): G protein-coupled receptor signaling pathway
Cellular component (GO): membrane
Molecular function (GO): peptide binding; G protein-coupled receptor activity
Source: RefSeq, a predicted model, not a curated record
UGUCUCAAUAUGCAGUAUAAUGACAUUGUAUGAUUAAACCAUGCAGCUAGCAUGCUUCGUUGGGCUUAACAAGCUAUGCGCCAACUCCGUCAACGAAUAGUAUAAUGCUCAGUAAUUCCCAACCGCGGUUCAAGAAAACGUAUGCUAUACAUCAAGCACGAUUCAGCCAUAGAACAGAAAAAUGUGCAAGUAGUUUCUAAAUCAAUCGCUUGAUGCAAGUACUUGUCAGCAGGCGUUUAGAUGAUAUGGAAGGACAAAUGUAACUAUGGCAACGAGUUGUUCAUCCAAUGGUCAAUGGGAUAUAAUGUGAAAUUACACUUGGAGAAUGCAUGCAAAUUGCCGGGCCGUCUAUUCAUCAGAUUGCGGUGCUAUUCCCGUUACUGUAAAGCGUAUAUUGUAUGAACUCAGUGUUCCGAGGAAACCGAGUGUCGUUUAUGACUGUGAGAAAGCUUUAUUGAAUCUACUGUACAUAGAAGAUUUCAUAAACACGAUACUUAAAUGCAUUAAACUAAAUAAAUCACUUGUUCAAAAUCUGAAACGCCCUGCACCAACCCACAAUGAAAGACACGGCAGCAAUCAUGUUGCAGAUGACUAUAUUAUUAACGCUAUGGUUGAUUUCAUUCGUAGGUAACAUGCUUGUGUUAAUAGUUGUUUUUCGUAGCAAACGUCUCCAAAGCACCACGAAUUAUUUCGUUGUUUCGUUAGCUUCUAGUGACAUGUUAAUGACAAUAUUCUGUAUGCCGUUUAUAGCAACGCGUAUUGUGAGUGAUGAGUGGAUUUUGAAAGAUGCGUUAUGUAAAUGGACGCGAUUUGUAGAGUACCUGGUGCCGAGUGUCACUGCAUUUAUUCUGGUAGCAAUUUCAACCGACAGAUUUUACACUAUCAUCUACCCACUGACGUUCAAGAUUACCCGUGGUACUGCGAAGAGACUCAUAAUGUUAAGUUGGCUUUUUGCUGUUCUUCUAUCAUUCCCAUCGUUUUUUACAACAGAAACAGAAACUAUGGAUAAAGGGACUUUUUGUUCUGUAUGUUCCGCGAAGCCGGGAGGAAGAUCCUUCAUCUUAGGACUUUUCUUAAUGGUGUAUGUGUUUCCUGGUGUGAUGGUUAUUUCAAUUUAUACCAAAGUUGUAAGUCAUAUUUGGACUGUUGGAAUUAGCGUUAGAACUUUUCAAAGAACAUCAAAUUGCAUACCUCGUGCCAAGGUAAAAACAGUAAAAAUGUUGAUUUUUGUAACUAUUGUGCAUUUCUGUUCAUGGCUACCAUUAUUUUGUGUUCAGAUGACCAAGUCAUUUAGUAAUGAUUGUAUUGUUAAAACGUAUUUGUAUGUUGGUGCGGUGUUGCUGGCCUAUGCGCCAAGCGCCUCCAACGUUGCAAUUUACUCUUACUACAACUCUAACUUUCGUCGCGGUUGUAAAGAGGUGUUUUGUAUGUCGACGAUGCGCUGCAAAAGAGGAGAAACGUACGCAAUAACGAAUGCGUCAAAGCUACGAAAAAACAAUUCUAUUGUCCCUUUGUCGGACAGCUCACUGGGAACUGACGUCACCAAUUCAUCGUAUACGCGCUUCAACAGGACAGCUAAUGGAGAUUGUAACAUAGCCUGGCCACUGGCAUCAUCCGGAACCCAUAACACGUAUCUAUAAAAGGAAGGAAAUGAACUCCAGACAGCCACACACACUAAAGCAUUCUUAGAAGUUUAAAACUCCUCUAAUAUAGUGGUUUGUGCCAACUAAAGCAAUCGGAUUACUUGAUGGAUAUAUCCAUACGUACACACACCACCCCCCCCCCCACACACACACAC